AUGGAUAUAUUAAAGCAGGGAAUCCUGCUGGAGACGAGUUUGGAAGACGACUUCACCGUACUAGUAACCACUCUUGAAAGGUAUGGUAUCACGACUGUAGACUUGUUAACGGCCUCGCUAUUGGACGAUGGAAUUUCACGCCUAGCUAGAAAAAUUGGAAGAUCCCCGAACGAAGUCUCUGAGUUCACGAAUCGCUUGAAAUCGGAAACAACGAGAGGUAUCAUUGAGACCCCUGUUCUUGAGCCUGAAACCACAACACUGCAUGUAAGCACUGGUAUAGAAUCAUUGGAUCAGCGAUUGAAUGGGGGCGCCAAGGUUGGAGACAUCACAGAAAUAUUCGGGGCAAGUGGGACAGGGAAGUCCCAAUUGCUAUUACAAAUGUCGAUUAACAGCGUGAAACUUCAUGAAAGUUCGAAAAGCGUCUAUAUAUCUACCGAGUCGGUGAUUGCAACAAGUAGGCUUGAAGAAAUGGCUGGGAGGAAUGCAGCACCGCAUAUUAUGGAAAACAUUAUGAGUGUUUAUUGUUCCGAUCUUGAACACCAAGAUCAUAUUCUUUACACACAACUCCCAGCACUUCUAGACCUUGAAAAGAAUGUUCACCUAGUGGUAAUCGAUAGUAUAUCUCAUCAUUUACGCCGAGAUGACCAUAUAUCAAUCACAUCUUAUCUCGAAACUCGAAUACGAGAACAAGAAGCGAAACUAUCUGAACUAGGCUACGGCGCAGAUUUAAAAAGGAAACACGACAACCAGCUAGGUCGAUUUUUCAGAUUCAGCCCUCGUUAUAAGACUUCUUUAUUGCGUGCUACCUAUAUCUCAUUGUUACACCAUCAUUUGUUACAAGUUGCUCAAAAGUACUCAAUUGCGAUUGUAAUUGCAAAUCAAGUGAGCGAUCAACCAGACUUUAUCCCACAAAUGGACUUUACGGCCGACAAAAGCUGCUUAGAUUUGGACCACCAAGUAGGAAUUCUUGCGGGGUGGGACAACAAUGUGGUUCUCAAUUAUCAGGUUGAUGAAGUGCCAAGUGAUCAGACCACCGACUAUAGCGUCACCAAACAUGGGUAUUCUAGUAAUAAGAGGCAGAAAGUUGAUGGUGGACUAUUUUCAUCACCUCAUGUUCAGAAACCUAUUACAACCAGACAUACCGAGCCGCAGGUCAGGACCAAGCGGCAAGUACCUGCAUUGGGUUAUCAGUGGAUUAAAAGCAUUCAAGUUCGGAUACUAUUAAUGAAGUCGUAUAAGGAGGCAAAGGUCAUCACUAGUGAAAUGGAUAGCAGCGAAAGUGUUAAUAGAGGUGAGAUACACGUUGCGGGAACUGAUAUGAAGGAUACACGUGAUGAUUAUAUGUUCCUUGAAAGCGCAAAAACUCUGCUGGGUUCAUCUAACAAGAGUUGGAUGGUCGAAAGAUUUGCCAAAAUAGUAUCGAACGAUUGUUUCUCCACAGCAAACGCCAACGACGAGCGGGAGAAAAUAGAGAUUGAAUUGGAUCUGGCAGGACUCCACGAAGUUCGCAGAUAA
This is a messenger RNA of Meyerozyma guilliermondii ATCC 6260, 1515 nucleotides long. It is a transcript of the gene RAD57, whose product is annotated as putative DNA-dependent ATPase. The record is from RefSeq and is a predicted model, not a curated record. Gene Ontology annotation, biological process: DNA strand invasion; DNA recombinase assembly; DNA repair. Bases 1 to 1515 code for a protein of 504 amino acids. Gene Ontology annotation, molecular function: DNA strand exchange activity; ATP hydrolysis activity; double-stranded DNA binding. Lineage: Eukaryota; Fungi; Ascomycota; Pichiomycetes; Serinales; Debaryomycetaceae. The transcript has a single exon.